Messenger RNA from Larimichthys crocea (large yellow croaker), 1050 nucleotides. Its product is annotated as acyl-CoA-binding protein. Gene Ontology annotation, biological process: fatty acid metabolic process. Gene Ontology annotation, molecular function: fatty-acyl-CoA binding. The transcript is spliced from 4 exons. The record is from RefSeq and is a predicted model, not a curated record. Bases 475 to 735 code for a protein of 86 amino acids. Lineage: Eukaryota; Metazoa; Chordata; Actinopteri; Sciaenidae.
GUGGUGGAAAGCAACAUGUUGACGUGAAUGUGCACUUAAAUAAUGUAAGACAACAGGUGGAUUUCAUGAAAAGGAUUCAGCAGGUCACAGACUGCCCUCUUCUGUCAGGAUGGGCUUUAAAUUUAAAGUGUUUUGCUGAAGUACAACCUGUCCACUUCAAAUCCUGUUAUCCUUUGUCCUUUGUCUGUGUGUGUGAAGUCUUAUUUGAACCACAAUCAAUGACGAGGGACUGUUGUGGAACACUUUGUAUGAAAUGUUUCGAGCUCAAGGUUUCUUUACUGUUUUCAUUCUAGUAAAACUAAAUGGGGCUAAUCUCUCUUAAGAAUCUGUCACCGCUGACUGGUGCUGAAACUACCUCCCACUUUAGCAUGUUCAAACAAUGACAAACCAGAUCAUUGCAGGACGAGUUGGACAAGCGACGAUUGAGGAAAACGGUUCAGCAGCAGUAAGGUGUGUCUGUGUCUCGCUGCCGUCAUGAAUGAAUCCUUCGAGAGAGCGGUAGAGGAGGUGAAGGUGCUGAAACAAAGACCAAACAACGGAGAACUGGGUGAACUAUAUGGUUUAUAUAAGCAAGCUACAGUUGGUGAUGUUAACAUAGAGCGUCCAGGGUUUCUUGACUUCGCAGGACGAGCAAAAUGGGAUGCAUGGGUUGAAAAGAAAGGUAUAUCCAAAGAUGAGGCGAUGAUCGCCUAUAUUGAUUUGGUGGAAAUGCUGAAGAAAAAAUUGGGAAUCUAGUUUGAGUCUGUUUGUGUAGAUCACAUGCAAUUGCUAAAAGCAUCUUAAUGUCCGUGCGGUAAAUAUGAAGCUGGAGCCAGCACGCUAGCUUAGCUUAGCAUUAAAAAAAAAAAAAGGUAAUGCAUGCUAAGCUAAUAGCCUACUGGCUCCAGACAUGAGUUCUAUAUUUUCUUAUUUACCUCGCGGUAAGAAAGCAAAUAAAUGUCUAAACUAUACAUGAAGUGCAAAUACAAUGUACAUUUUGAUACAAAAAAGUUUGAACACAGAGCAUCUGUAUAAAGGACUGUCUAUCAAAAAUAAAAACCUCAGACAUCA